GAGAUCAAACCUGAAGUCCCUUUGCCAGCACCUUUGCCUUUGCAGCCCACCGAAGAUUACGAGAUGGGUAACACAGGCAGCGCCCGUUCGGGUGAAGAUGGCAAUGACGACUCUUCUCAGUAUGCGCAGACAAUCAUCACCCUGCAAGCUCUGGCCAAGGAAGAUUCAGCCGAGAAACUGGAGGCCGGUGUCAAGUUUGGCGUGAAGAUGCUCGAUCAACUGGUUGAAGCAUUUGAGCCUGGCAAGGAGACUGAAGACAUCAAACAAGAGGCCACAGGCGCUCGCACCGUCGUCGGUGUUGUUGGCAACACUGGAGCUGGAAAGUCUUCGGUCAUCAAUGCCAUCUUGGAUGAGGAGCGUCUGGUCCACACCAAUUGCAUGCGAGCGUGCACUGCGGUACGUGCAGAAAUCGAGUUCAUCAAGCCCGCGGAGUGGGAAAGAGAGCUCCGAGUGCUCUCUGAANNGGAAUCCAUCGAUGGCAGCGGCGGCAUAUCCAGGGAGGUCAGUAACCCAGACUCACAAGCCGGCAUUGCUUAUGCUAAGAUUCGCGCCGUCUACUGGCGGCUUACAAGAGAUGAUCUGGUAGAGAGCUCGAUCGAGAAACUUAUGGCUGAUCAGUCUGUUCGGGGUCUUCUUGGUACUACCAAGUAUGUCAAGGAUCGCUACUGCGAUACGUUCUACAAGUCCCUCCAGCACUAUGUCGACUCCAAGGAGAAACCUGAGUUAACCAAGGAUUCUGAGGAUGAAGACGAGGACGAUUCGAAGGGCACCGGCAGCAAAGACAAGAAGAAGAAGAAGAAGAAGAAGACAAGAAAACGGGAACAAGAGUUCUGGCCUUUAAUCAAAGUGGUGCGCCUGUAUGUAAAGGCUGAUGCUCUCUCUACUGGCGCCGUCCUAGUCGACUUGCCGGGUGUCGCAGACUCAAACGCAGCUCGUGCUGCUGUUGCUGAAGGCUACAUGAAACAAUGUACCGGUCUAUGGAUCGUAUCGCCAAUCAACCGUGCCGUUGACGACAAAGCAGCCAAGAAUCUCCUCGGUUCCACCUUCAGACGACAACUAAAGUACGAUGGAACCUAUAGUGCAGUGACCUUCAUCUGCUCCAAGACUGACGAUAUCUCGAACACAGAGGCCGCUGACAGCAUGGGUCUUGGAGAUGAGAUCGAAGAGCUCGAGGACCAACUUACAGCAAUUGAUCGCCGACGCAGAGCGGCUGAGAAAGAGACAAGCAGGCUGAGAGAUGAGAAGACUUCCCUCCGCAACGCCAUGGAUAAUUGUGACGAUGAACUCGAGAAAUGGGAAGCCCUCCAAGAGAAGCUCGACGACGGCAAGACUGUCUACGCUCCUGUCACCAAGACAAGGAAGCGUAAGCGUUCUUCAUCGAGUACAGACAGCGAAGACGAGGGCAAGGACAGCGACGACUCAGAGAACGAGCCACAGUCUCCUAAUUGCGGUUCGCCGCUGACGUCCGAAGACAUCGAGACAAAGAUCCAAGAGCUGAAAGACCAGAAGAAGGAAGCUCGCCGUGGACGUAGUGAGAUCGAAUCACAGGUCAAAGAACUGAAUGACAGCAUCAAACAGCUGAAAGCCGAGACUCAAAGCAUCGAAGACAACAGAAAUCGCAUCUGUAUCGAUGCACGCAACCAAUACUCCAAAUCCGCUAUCCAGGUCGAUUUUGCGGCAGGCAUCAAAGAGGUGAGCCUUUGCAGCAAAAGGCUUGGUUUGUAUCUAAUCUGUUUCACANNGCUUGAUGAAGAGACCAGAGCCGACGAGGAUCCGGACAACUUCGAUCCUGAGGAAGAGCUCCGCGACUAUGAGAAGGUUGCUAGAGACCUGCCUGUUUAUUGUGUUUCCAGUCGGGCAUAUCAGAAGCUUUCUGGCAGACUUGUAAAAGACAACGCCGUCCGCGGUUUCACCGACGUUGAGCAAACUGAGAUCCCUGCGCUCAAAGUCCACUGCAAGAAGCUCUCAGAGAACGUCCGAUCUAUCAAAUCUCGCCGCUUUCUUACCUUACUGGGUCAAUUGCGCACUUCGCUGAUGCUUUGGUCUUCCAAUGACGGUUCUGGCGCNAAAAAGACAGAUCAGCAGAAAGACGCUGAACAUAGGUUUCUUGCUCGAAAGCUGAAGGAUCUAGAAAAAGCUCUGGAGAAUGAUGUGAACGACACCCUGACGGAGAUCAAGGAAACCGUAGCUGAGAACAUCUUCGAUAACUACGAGACUGCCAUCAAAGCCGCUGCCGAUGCCGCCUUGCCAACAUCGCAAGGUUGGGGUGCGCACAGAAGCCUGGGCGGUCUGUAUUGGUCUACCUACAAGGCGGUAGUCCGUCGCCAGGGUGUCCACUCAGGAAAAGGCGGUCUUUCUGACUUCAAUGCUCAGCUCACCGAACCAGUUUACCGGUACCUCACGAACGGCCGGGAGAGAGCCUUUCAGCGUCGUCUCCCGCAUGUCCUGAAGGCAUGCGCCAAAGGUUUCUCCAACGACUUACGCGCCUUCCAUGAAGCCAUUGAAGCCCACUCGUUUUCUCACGGAGGCAACCCUCGCCUCGGAUUGCUCGCCCAACAGCUCUCCAACUAUGAAGCUGUCUUCAGCGACCUUGGCAUUAAGAUGACCGACUUGAUCAACGAGCGCCAGCGCGAUAUCAACCGCGAAUUCACCCCGAACGUGUGUAACGCCAUGCUCGUCGAUUAUAACGUUUGCACGGCAGAGGCCGGCCCUGGUCAAUACAACAGAAUGAAGAUCCACAUGACUAACCACGUCACCGCUCAAAAGGACAGCAUGUUCCAGAGGGCUACCCAAGUCGUUCGAGACAUGAUCAAGGAUCUGAUCAAGGACGUCGAAGAGAACAUGGCCAAUCGUACCGAUCAGGUCUUCGUUGGUAUGCGUAGAGAUUACCUUCAAGUUCUAAGCAAUGUCCGCGUCGACGACAUUGCAAUGCCCAAAUGGGAGCGCAGCUUGAGAGGCACAAUCGAGGAUAUCAUCCAACAAAGCGAAGAAGGUUUCGAGGCCGUUCUUGAAGGAAGAGAUGUGGCUGUGUCUGAAGAUGAGGCUUCUGCAGGAGCCUUGAAGGCUGGAGAAGAUGGUACAGACGACGAGGAUGGGACGGUCGACAAAGACAAGAGAAAGAAGAUCAAGACAGACACUAAUUCCGAAGAUGACGCAUUCAUGGAGAACGCAGAUGAUUGA
Messenger RNA from Aureobasidium uvarum, 3180 nucleotides. The record is from the annotation of a GenBank genome assembly. Lineage: Eukaryota; Fungi; Ascomycota; Dothideomycetes; Dothideales; Saccotheciaceae.